CACCACGAACCUCAAGCCGUCAACCAACCCUCGCAAACACCAGCAACAUCAGAAUGGAUUUCUACGAAGACUUACAUCCUACGAUCCGUCACAUAUCCGUCCGGCAUCCAGACGGGAGUUGCAGAUGCAACGGAACCGCCCUCGAGUUCAACGCGCAUUUGUUCAGUCAACAUAUCGAACAAUAUCUCCCUCCCACCGGGCCAGUUCUCACGAAGAGAGGACAGAUCGCGAAGAGGCAACCCCCGAAGCCGAAAGCACAGCCACAUACAUGGUGGAAAGCUCAAUGCUCGUUCCGGAGCCUGAACCCGAAAGGGACAGUAGCAGAAUUACAGGCGCGAUUGAGAGGCCACGAGAAGGAUCCCAUUUCGAAGGGCAAUCUGGAGCUUCUCGAAAGGGCGAAGAAGGAAAUCAAGAUCAAGCGGGAUGAAGCAACCGAAAUCAAGUGGCUUCAUAAUAUGUCUGCGGAAGAGAAGAUGCGAACCAAUCCCGGAAGGUACCUGAAGGAAGCUUUUCCUUCUGGGGACACCGGAACAGGAGUCCUUGUGAUCAAAUGCUGGCAUAUGUCGACAAUUGCACCACUGGCUGAGGAUAUUGGGCUUGAAUGCGAAACUGUCGAAGCACCGAUAAACAGAGAUCACUUCAUGCCAAUAUCCGAGGAUUUAUGGGUUGUCGUUGGACAAAACAAAGCAAUCGUCGCAGAGAAAGUACGCUCAAUAUCGAGAGAAGCACAGCGGAUCAAGAAGGAGAUCAGACAUGAAGAAGAGGAACAAAGGAGGGAUGAGGAAGCUAUCGAGAAGAAGAAACAGCAGGACCUGAAAAAGGCCCUGGCUAAGUCGAAGGACUGGGAUGCUACUGGAAGCUGGAAGAUAAACUGUCCGUAUAUCGAAGAAAAUUGGUCCCGCGAGCAUUGGGAUGAAGAGGAAUUGAGCCUUCAAAUAUACCAGGAGAGAACAGCUAAGGGGGCUCAGAUGUUUGCCAAGUUCAACUUCGGAGUCACCACUGGAGUCUUCAGGUUUGAGCGUCAGCGAGAUGAUACCAAGGCGAAGAUUGCCAAGCCAGACACACACGCGAACAAGAAGAAAAGGAAAAGAUAUGAUUCCGAAGACGAGGAUAACCACGAGGACAAUAGCUCUGAGGAGGAUGGUAUUGAUGGAGAGGAUGACGAAGAGAGGGAGCGGAGCCCUACGCCCGAAGCCUUCUACUUCGGAUCCAUCACUCAACCUUCAGCAAAGCACCAAAUCUGGAAUUAUCGAUGGCGUGGAGAAGAGACAGGGGAAGGGGUUAUUGAGCUUUACUCGGACAAAAGGCUGUUCAAGAUGAAGUUUUUUGGACCAAAGGUUGAGAAGUUAGAGGGGACUUUCGGAGGCGAUAUGUUCGAGGAUUGCACGUUUACGGGCGUGAAGGUUGGCGUUGGAGGCAAGGUCGACAUCGAUAUCUCGGAAGAGUGGUCAGAGCGAAAUGAAGGAGCUUAUGAAAGUGCACGAGUUGGCCGAUGGCAUUAGAACGGCUUCAUUCUUUUCCUUGUAAGAUUUGGUAUAUCGACACAUUUGGUGGGAACCACUUCUUUGCAGGUUCGCACCCAGGAGCUCAAUCUAGCUCUAAUACCGAGAUUUUCUGCAUACUUCACCACUGACAAGCGUCCCUACAAUUGCAUUCGCCA
Molecule: messenger RNA, 1660 nt
Organism: Hyaloscypha bicolor E
Lineage: Eukaryota; Fungi; Ascomycota; Leotiomycetes; Helotiales; Hyaloscyphaceae
Exons: 1
Coding region: 54-1502 (482 amino acids)
Source: RefSeq, a predicted model, not a curated record